Molecule: messenger RNA, 921 nt
Organism: Dovyalis caffra
Lineage: Eukaryota; Viridiplantae; Streptophyta; Magnoliopsida; Malpighiales; Salicaceae
Source: the annotation of a GenBank genome assembly
AUGAGUCGAUACAACAGCGACCCUAACCCAUUCGAUGAAGAAGAAGAAGUGAAUCCCUUCUCGAAGGGCUCGACUGCUCAUGCGCCGAAGGCACGCAUUCCUCCUUUGGGGCAUGAACCAAUGGGAUUUGGACACAAUGAUGCAACAGUUGACAUUCCGCUUGAUACAAUGAAUGUAAUGGACUUUGUGGAAAUCAAAAGGAGAGAAGAUGCUGUUGCUAAAACUGGCAUCACCCCAGAUGAUAAAAACUGGCCACCAUUUUUUCCCAUCAUCCACCAUGAUAUAGCAAAUGAAAUACCUAUCAAUGCUCAAAGGCUACAGUAUUUGGCUUUUGCCAGUUGUCUUCACCAAGGGUUUCUAAAAUCAUGGAAUGGCAAGCAAAUUCAUGAUAUUAGGGAAUCUUUGAACCUUGUUAUCAACCGCAGGGGCAUCCUUGCAGCAGUUGAUGUCAUCUCUGACCAUUUGUUGGUUGGGAUUUUCUACCUAGUAGGCUUUGGCCUGUUUUGCUUAGAGUCGCUUCUUAGCUUGUGGGUCCUUCAGGGCCCUGCAGCUGCACAGGGAUGUCAUACUUUGCUUCUGCCAUUUUCUGCUUUGAGCAUUCACUUAAUAGUUCCAACUUCUCUUGGGGAUGCUGUCUAUGACUACGUUGCCAAGCGCCAUUUGAAAAGGAAUAUUGGGAAUAUUGGAGUUGAGUGGUUGAUUGCGUGGAAGAUCAUGGUGGUUAUAUUACUACUACCAUCAAUGGUGUUAAUGGUACUGAUCAACAGAGUGCUGGUUGUGGUGGUGAUUAGCGAUGUUGAGGUAAUAAUGCUUGGAGAUUUAAGUGGUGGUGUCGAUGAAGAUAACGGUGUUGGCAAUGCUUGCGGUGGAUUGAUGAUAGUACUGGCGAUGAGGAGCGGGACUAAUGACGAUGGCAAAUGA